Vigna angularis (adzuki bean) is the source of this 2102-nucleotide messenger RNA. Its product is annotated as isovalerate--CoA ligase AAE2. Bases 256 to 2034 code for a protein of 592 amino acids. Lineage: Eukaryota; Viridiplantae; Streptophyta; Magnoliopsida; Fabales; Fabaceae. The transcript has 2 exons. The record is from RefSeq and is a predicted model, not a curated record.
GUUAGCCUUGUGUUUUUUCGCUAACAAAACUACACUAUCUAUUACGUAGCAGCAAUCACAACUACACGUUGAAUCUAUAUCCCCAGAAAAACUGAAAAAAAAAAACAAAACACUAGAAACCAUAUACAAAGUACCUGGGAUGUUUAUUUUUAUGUAAACUCUUCUUCUUCGCCAUCAUUAUGAGUUGACAGUACACUUACCCAUCGGAUGAUGCGUCUAACUAUGCCAUUCAUUACCGUUUAAAACGAAGUCACCAUGUUCUGGACUCGUUCUAUCAGACUUUUCAGAUCACCUCGCGUCUUCUUAUCUCACUGUCAUUCGCGUAAAUUUUGCAGCUUUUCGCAGGACAAUGAUCCGGGUUCGUGGGAAUCGAUGGAGGGUCUUUCUCGUUGCUCUGCGAAUUUUGUUCCUUUAUCUCCCAUCACCUUCCUAGAGCGAGCAGCCAAGGUCUGCAGAGACAGAACCUCGGUCGUGUAUGGAUCUCUGCAGUAUAACUGGGGCGAAACCCAUCAACGCUGUUUGAAACUCGCUUCUGCUUUGACCCACUUGGGAAUUUCUCGCGGGGAUGUGGUUGCCACUUUAUUACCCAAUGUCCCUGCUAUGUACGAGGUACAUUUUGCUGUUCCAAUGGCUGGAGCCAUUCUAUGCACCCUUAACUCACGCUUAGAUGCAGCUAUGGUUUCAGUCCUUUUGGAGCAUUCACAAGCAAAGGUCCUUUUUGUAGACUACCAACUUCUUGAAGUCGCUAGGGGAGCUCUGAACUUGCUAGGCAAAAAACCUAGAGAAUUGCCGAUUUUAGUUCUAGUUACCGACUCAGAUUGUCCAUCUACAUUUGACAUUACAUCAGUUAGUUAUGAGUAUGAGCGGCUUCUGGCAGAUGGGCACAGUAGUUUUGACAUAGUGAGACCCCAUAGUGAAUUGGAUCCUAUAAGUAUAAACUACACCUCAGGUACUACAUCUAGGCCUAAAGGAGUUGUCUAUAGUCACAGGGGUGCUUAUCUUAAUUCUCUAGCAACUGUUCUACUCUUCAGAAUGGACCUUUUUCCUGUUUAUCUUUGGAGUGUUCCAAUGUUCCACUGCAAUGGGUGGUGCUUACCUUGGGGAGUGGCAUCACAAUUUGGGAUCAAUAUAUGUGUUAGGAAGGUCUCUCCAAAAGACAUUUUUGACAAUAUAGCUCAGCAUAAGGUGACACACAUGGGAGGAGCACCAACAGUGCUGAACAUGAUUGUGAACUCUGCAUUGACCGACCGAAAACCACUCAAUCAGAAAGUGGUGGUGAUGACAGGAGGUUCACCUCCACCGCCACAGAUCCUUGACAAGAUGGAGGAGAUUGGCUUUAGCAUCUCUCACCUGUAUGGCCUCACAGAAACGUAUGGUCCAGGCACUUUCUGUGCUUGGAGACCUGAAUGGGACUUGUUACCCCACGAAGAUAGAUCAAAGAUGAAAGCCAGGCAGGGGGUGCCCCAUGUGGCUUUGGAGGAAAUUGAUGUGAAAGAUCCUGUCUCAAUGGAAGGUGUUCCAUCUGAUGGAAAAACAAUGGGAGAGGUAAUGUUUAGAGGGAACACAGUGAUGAGUGGAUAUUUUAGAGAUUUGAAAGCAACGGAAGAAGCUUUCAAAGAUGGGUGGUUUCGUAGUGGGGAUCUAGCUGUGAAACACUCUGAUGGUUACAUAGAAAUCAAGGACAGGUUGAAGGACAUAAUAAUCUCUGGGGGAGAGAAUAUUAGCUCUGUUGAGGUAGAGACUGUUUUGUAUAGCCAUCCAGCAAUUCUUGAAGCUGCAGUUGUUGCCAGGCCAGAUGAUCAUUGGGGCCAAACUCCUUGUGCUUUUGUGAAGUUGAAAGAGGGUUUUGAUGUAAAUGCUGAAGCCAUAAUAAACUUUUGCAGGGAACAUUUGCCGCAUUACAUGGCUCCUAAAGCAGUCGUUUUUCAAGACAUUCCAAAAACUUCAACUGGGAAGAUACAGAAGUAUGUUCUGAGGAAGAAAGCCGAAGCUUUGGGCAGCCUUUCUAGAUCCCAUGGCUGUGAUAAAUUGUAGUUAAACGUUCAAGAUAAUGAAGCGAAUAAUAACAAUAAUAAUAAAUUGGGAAGAGGUUCUGCAAGAAA